AUGUCCAUCCGCCGGCGCAGCCGCGCCUCCUCGCGCCCCUCCCCCAUGGAGCUCGAGGUCCCCGCGGACCCCAACACCUUCACCUGGCCCGAGCGCUCCCGCAAGAAGUUUGUGCAGCUGGUGGCCCUCCAGUGCCUCGUCACCCCCGCGCCCAUCACCACCGAGCACCCGAUCACGCUCGAGGCCCCCGAAUACGAUACGACGAGGCGGAACAAGCUGCCGCACAAGACGGAGCGCGAGAUUGCGGACCACUUUGCGUUUCUAGCGGCGGGCGAUGGAAGCGGCGCGGCGUGCUGCAUUGAGGAGGAGGGCGAGCAGGGGAGCGUCAGGUUUCGGCUGGCCAUGAAUGAGGGCGUGCCUGUGGGCGUGUUGGAGGGGUUGAGGGCCGUGUUGAGGGAGGUGAGGAAGGUGGCGAGUGGGGAACAAGCCGAAUCCGACAUCAAGGCCGCCGUCUGGGCCAACGUCCUCGCGCUCGAGCAGGCCAAAGUCCACGCCGACCUCCUCGACCGCUUCACCCGCGGUUCCCGCCCGCUCAUCGACCAAUUCACCGACGCCCUCACCACGCCCACCACCCCCGACGACGCGCACGCAGCCCUGCAGAAGAUCCACGACCUCUGCACCCGCGUCACCAGCACCCCGGACCCAGCCCGCUGCACCCGCGACCUCGACCGCCUCCUCGACACCUGCUACCGCUUCCGCGGCUCACGCAGCUUCAAGACAAACCUCAAGGCCACACCCGCCCGCCGCGGCCUCGUGCAGAUGAUCGAGAAGCUCGGCCGCUACAAGACCGCCAGCAACGCGCUCGUGCUCGCUGCACGGAAGUUCCCGGCUCUGUUUGCGGCCGUGAGUGUGGAGAGCGUUCCCACGCUCCCCGCGCUCGACGAGCGCGCUGCAGCCGGGUUCAAGGGCGUCUAUGUGGGCGAGGUCGUCCAAGACCUGACAAGCUCCCCCGAGGCGCUGUGCAUGAGCCGCCUGCGCGCCGCCACGCAGCUGGGCAGCGAGAAGCUGGCGGGGCGCUACCAGGAGCUGUGUCAGGCGGCGCCGACGGCGCACGCCGAGAUGCAGCUGGUCAAGUUCUACGAGGAGAAUGCGGGCAGCAUUGCGGCGCGGCCCGCGUUCAUCGGGUGCAGCAAGAAGGCGUGUUUUCUGUGCGGGCUGUUUCUGCAGCUGCAGCGCCGCUUCACGGUCAGUAAGGCGCACCAGAACAUUUAUCACGCGUGGACCGUGCCGACGAUCCGGUGUGCGAGCCCGGAGAAUGCGGUGAUGCUGGACUUUGUGGUGGAGAAGAUGGCGAGGAUUAUCGAGGACUCGUGUAGGAAGAUGUUGUGGGAGAAGCCGGACGAGAGUAGCAGUGGCGGUGGCAGCACCGGUACGAGUAUCAUUACCAGUACAAGUAUCAUUACCAGCAGCCCGCACAAGAACAUCCUUUCCACGGCCUUUGCUUCUGCCCCUCCGCCCUCGUUGUCCGGGUUUGUGACCCCGCGCUCACCGCUCUCGCCCAUCUCGCCGGGCUUCUCGCGCCCCAGCACCGCGGCAUCAAACCUUCACAAUAUCAGGCCCUCCUCCUCCGCAAGGCAGACGCCAAAGCCCGCACCACCACCGUCCACACAUGCGCCACCAUCGAAGCUCACAGACUCCUCGGGCGACAGCUCCAGCCCAGAGCCAGGCUCGCCCAACCUCUCGUCCGAGUCCAGCUGCACGUCCGUCAGCGAGGACUCGUCGAAGGAGUCGUCGUCGUCGACAAAAGCACCCAAGCGCCAGCCACGCACCAAGCAGCAGCAGCAGCAGCAGCAGCAGCAGCAGCACACCGAGGCCGCACCACCAGCAGUAGCAGCAGCACCUGUCGCCGCCGCAGAGCGCAUGCCAGCCAUCAUGGCAGCCGACGCACCACCGGCGGUGCCCAUGCGGUCUGCGUCCAGAGCGAGAGAGUCCCCCGCCCGCCCGGGCUCAUCCAGGUCCACCCGCAAGAGGGGGAGUCCUGUCGAGGUGCCCAAGGCGGCCGCAGAACCACAGCAGCAGCACCCGGUCAUGAGCACCAUCACCCGCUCACAGUCUGUCCGCGUGUCACGCAGGGCCACAGCAGCCCCACCGCCGCCGCCAAAGGCGCCCACAAGGUCUGCCUCCGUGGCCCGCAGACCCACCACAGCCACGCCCGAGAUCCCAGCCCGCCGCGGGCAUGUCCGCUCUGCCUCGGCCAUGGAGGUCAGGAAGGCGCCCGCUGUGUCUGAUGCAGAGUCUGUCAGCCCUGGUGCUGUAUCUCGUCCCUUUGGCCCUCUCCGCCGAGCACACACCGCUCCGGCCGAGUCCACAGCCACAGCCACAGCCAUCCCUACUCCCACCAGGAGCGCCAUCCCCGUCCCCCGCUCCGUCUCCCGCUCAAACCGCAAAGCCACCGCAACAACACACACGACACCGCCACGCUCGCCCUCGCAGGUGCGUUACACCCGCGUCGACAACCCCGCCACAGCCGCCCGCAACCGCAGCUCUCCCUCCCGCGAGCGUGACCACUCCCCGGGCCACAUCACAAGCUCGCUGCGCCACGACUCGCCCAUCAGCAUCGCGCGCUUCGAGACGGCGAUGGCCAUGGCCGUGACCUCCGUCACGGGCUCGCCAACAAUGGUCGAGCUCAAGGGGUCGUCGGAGUCCUCGUCCAGCGCCCGCACUACUCCUCGGGGCUCACCGUCGUCGUCGAGGUCGAGAGCGCAGAAGAGAAUGUCGCCGCUGUCGGCGGACCCGGAGUGUGCUGUUGUCGAUGUCGCUGCCGCUGCCGCCGUGCCUGUGCCUGUGCCUGUGCCUGUGCCUGUGCCUGUGCCCGCGGCCGGUCUGGGGCUGAAGAAGAGCAGCGGGACGUCCAUCCGCGACUCGUUCGCCUCUGCGGCCACCAGCCAGACCACGACCGCCGAGACAGCCGCAGAGACAUCCAGCACCGCCGCCGUCAUCGAGCACGCAUACGCCCCUCUUCACCACCCCCUCCUCCACAUCGACACCGAGGACGACCCCCCGCUCACACCAAUCACAGUCGCAACCCCGCACGGCAUCUCCAUCAUCGACUCCUCGGAGGAAUCCUCCCCUACCACUACUACUACUACCACUACUACUAAGCGCAGCCUCACCGAGCGCCGCGGCCGCGCACUGAAGCGCGUCGAGCCCACCACCCCCGGAAAGCGCCCGCGCUCCAUCCUGGCCGUUGAGCGCAAGCGCGCCGCGAUCGAUAGGGCUACCGCCGACGCGGCCGCCUUUGUGCAGGAGAACGGCUUCGAGGCGCAGCGCAAGCGCGGCAUGACGAUCGCAGAUGUAGUGCAGGCGAGCGGGUUCCAGGCGCAGAUCAACCGCGGGAUGGGAAACGGAAUGGGCGGGGUGGGCGUGCGUGCGAAUAGCAGGUUCCAGAUGGGGCCGAAGGGGUAUUACAGCGACACCGAGACGAUGCGGGCGCGGCUGCGCGGCGGGGCGCUGAGUACUAUUUCGUCGGAAGAGGCGGCGGCGGGGACGGCGGCGACGUCGUCGGGGAGGAGUAGGCUUGGGAGGAGGCCGCAGGAGACGGAGUAUACGCUGUACCUGGCGGGGCCGGAUCAUGACGAUAGGACGCUGGGGGAGAAGAUCUUUAAUGGGCGCUUGAGCGAUGCCAACAACAAUAAUGGUGGCGGCGGCGGCGGUGGGGAGAUGAAGCAGCGCGCGGGGUGUAAGCUGCGGACGGCGCUGCGGCCGGCGGAGAAGGAGAUUAGUGGCAUGAGGGUUAAGGAGGUGUCCAAGAGUUUGGAGGAGAUGGUGUUGGAUAUCUUUUUUCCGGAUGCGGUGUUGAGGUUGGAGGUGGUGUGGGAUGGGCAGAUGGCGUGA
Messenger RNA from Morchella importuna, 3834 nucleotides. RefSeq lists its product as uncharacterized. NCBI's taxonomy places the organism in Eukaryota, Fungi, Ascomycota, Pezizomycetes, Pezizales, Morchellaceae. Bases 1 to 3834 code for a protein of 1277 amino acids. The transcript has 2 exons. The record is from RefSeq and is a predicted model, not a curated record.